GUGACUUGUCUACGCGCAUGCGUCCAAUAUAUCGGCGCGCAAAAACUCCAUAUUUUCUCCCGCGGUCUUCGCGGUGUUGUUUUCCUGAAAGUAUACAUUGAUAUAUAUAUAUAUAUAUGAAAAUAUUUAUACCGAUGAGUGAAAAUACAAUUAAAUAAACAUAUUAAUAAGAUUUUCUCCAAAUUUAAUACUACAUUAACAUAGCUGAAAAAAUGGAUACAGAAGACAUGGAAAACUUCGAAACAGAAAAUGAUGUCACUGAAGAAAACACAGAUAAUAUUGAAAAUAUUCAUAUCGAUGAGCCUGAGAUAGAAGAAAGUGACGAUGAAGAGAUGACAGCUGCACAAGCGAUACAAGCACUUGAAAAUGCUUGGCUCAAUGAAAAAUUUGCUCCGGAACUCUUGCCCCAUCAAUUGCCACUUGUCGAGACCAUGCUGGAACACAUAGUGCACAUGGAAAAUAAUUUAAAAAAAUUGAAAAAAGGAGACAUUCGUCUAAAUAUUCAUACGAUGGAAUUAAGUAGAAUAAGAUUUGUGAUAUCAAGUUACCUUAGAAAAAGGCUUGAAAAAAUAGAAGAAUAUGCCAUUCACUUAUUAUCAGAGGAUGCUAAACGUGAUGUGAAUGAACAUUUUAUGACAACUGCUGAAGCUAAAUUUGCUAGAGAGUAUAUAUCUAGCGUUGAGAAUUUGUUCACUGCUGUUGCCUUACAAUAUAUACCUCCAAGAAUCAAAGAAUUUGAACUGAAUAAAAUGGCAUCCAAGCCAAAUAUGAAUAAACAUGUUUUUGUCAGCGCAAAUAAAGCUGCUUUGGGAAUUUUGAUCCCAGGCAAUGAUAUAGAAGUUGAUUUUGAAGAGGGUUCACAACACAUUAUACAAUACAGUGCUAUUGCCCAUUUAGUUAAAACUGGAGAUGUGCAGUUGAUAUGAUCAAUAUAAAUCAGUGUAAAUAGAAAACUGUUCAAACUUAGGGUCUUGAAUGAAUGUGUACAUAAAAAUAUUGUUAAAUUUAUAAGGUGGCCUUUAUUGUAGGACAACUCAUGCAAGAAAUUGUUGUGAAAACUAAUGUUUAAAUUAUGCAUUAAAUAAUAUCAACUUGAUAAGUUUAGUCAAUAUUUAUAUUUUUUCAUCGUUCAGUUCUACAAGAACUGUCAAGGUAAAUAAAAUUUAAUACUAUUUAUGUAA
This is a messenger RNA of Nasonia vitripennis (jewel wasp), 1181 nucleotides long. It is a transcript of the gene Sld5, whose product is annotated as DNA replication complex GINS protein SLD5. Gene Ontology annotation, cellular component: GINS complex. The transcript has 3 exons. Gene Ontology annotation, biological process: double-strand break repair via break-induced replication; DNA-templated DNA replication. Lineage: Eukaryota; Metazoa; Arthropoda; Insecta; Hymenoptera; Pteromalidae. The record is from RefSeq and is a predicted model, not a curated record. Bases 213 to 926 code for a protein of 237 amino acids.